This is a messenger RNA of Anarrhichthys ocellatus (wolf-eel), 2105 nucleotides long. RefSeq names its product interleukin 13 receptor, alpha 1 (gene il13ra1). The record is from RefSeq and is a predicted model, not a curated record. Bases 208 to 1380 code for a protein of 390 amino acids. Gene Ontology annotation, molecular function: protein binding. The transcript has 10 exons. Lineage: Eukaryota; Metazoa; Chordata; Actinopteri; Perciformes; Anarhichadidae.
GCACUCCGCCCAAUUCCAGCCUCCGGAAGCUAACGUGGAAACACUGACAUUUACCGUCUUCCGUUUGUUUAGUAACCGUGACAGCGGACCGGACAGCAGACGGCCCGUCGGUAGGAACGGGAGCGGUUCAAGGAAAACAACGUAUCCUCGAAAAUAAACUUCAGGAAUAAGACUCCCAAAAUAAAAAGAAAAGAGAGAAAAAUUACCAUGAUGUGUCACAGCUUGGAGCUGUUCGUGUUGAGCUGCCUCUUUCUGACGGUGGAAUCCCAACAAGGCCCCAUCUUACCACCACAAAAUGUGUCCCUGAAAUGGAUUAGUGAUUUUGACCCACAGUUGUCCUGGGCACCACCACCGCAUUCAGUAGAAAACUGUACAUAUGAGGUACAUGCCAACACCAAAUGCCCUGACGACUCUAAAUCAGACGAGGUCUCAGGUCAAUCCUGGCAGUUGUACUUUGUGAUGGAUGGAGGAUUUCUGGAAAUGGCGGUUGAAACCGUCUGCGGCAAAAAUGUCAGUGAGCUGCAGGUUAAGGUCAACGUCGACUACCCAGUGCUGGUGAGGGAUUGGGAGUGCUACAUCUACUCCGCCACACAAACCUACUGCUCCUGGCACGCAGCCAGCCAAGCUCAAGAUCUCAGGUUCUUUUAUUGGUUAACGAAUGAGAAUUUCCUGGGACCUGUUGUCGAGAAGCCCUCUUCACGUCCCAUACUUGAGUGCCCAUCGUACCUUUACAAUGGUGACGUCAGGAUUGGUUGUGAACUGGAGGCCAACGUACACCACUCCAUCGACAUCUUGUUUAAUGGGACGCUGAACGACACGUUUGCCAGGAACACCUAUAAGAUUAUGAGCAUUAAAGUGCAACCUCCUCCCCUUAACUGGACAGUCAAUAAAACUACGGAUCAUUUCGUUAUUGAGUGGACCCCUCCUGACAUUCCACUGACUUGGACUUAUAUAAUUUAUUACACUGAGUGUGGUCAACCAAAGAUCACACCGGAUAUUACAGAAAAUCCAUAUAACUUGUCCCUGAACCCUGGCUGUCAGUACCGUAUGACUAUCAAAGCAAGUACGACGAGAGGAGAGACACUAGAGAGUGACGAGAAGUAUUUCGAUAGAGACACGGAUCCUAAUGCAUGGCUGUACGCUGCCAUUCUCAUCCCAUUGAUGCUUGCUGGCCUGGCUGCCCUGAUGUUUGUGUGUUGCAGGAAGAAUAAGGAAUAUAUUUUCCCCAAAGUACCAGAACCCCGGGACCUCCUCAGCUAUAUUUCUAACAACAACAACAACGAGAGCACUGUUCACAAGCUGUACGUCCCGCCAGAGGAAGAGGACAACUGUAAAAUCACUCUGGUGGUUGAUGCCCUCAUCAACAGACUGGACUUCUGACACAUCAUCUGCAGUGGCAACACAUUCAAUCUGCAAAAUCUCCCAAAAAUUCUUGUUUCCCAAUACUGGCUCAACACAAAAAUGUGGAGAUUUAACUGAUGAAUCCAAGAGAUUGAUCGCUUGUAGGCUCGACCUUCACGUCUUUAGAAAAACCACAUGGUCUGCACAGAUUCAACCGCAGCGUUGUGGCCUGAUUGUUUGAUGCCUGCCUGGACAAACGUCAGGGGAACACUUGUGCCCUCUUGCACAAUCUUAUAACUGAGGCCUUGUUACAUGUUUCAGGGAGCUCUCCCUAUAGGAUCUCACUGAUAGAGUUUACUGUGCUGGGCACAGACACUUUUUAAAAUAUGUCAUAGAGUAAAGAGAUUUUUUAGCUUUGAGUUAUCUUUGUUUUAACCCUUUAUGUGCCGCCUAAGACCACAUGACAGUAGUUGCACAUUGAAGCCUGCUGAUCUACUUAAAGUCGUUGGCCUUGCUGGAUCUGAGGUCUGAGAUUGCCCAAGUUAUGCUUUAACUUCUCCAAUGAAUGCAUUUGUUUCCACGUUUAGUGCAGCUGUGAGGUGUUUGUAGAGCUGAUGAAAUACUGAUGUGUCAAUAAUGGUGUUGUACAAGCAAAAAGGUUGAAUAUUUUGUUGAUGUGCCCAGACUGGCUUCUGCUUUGUGCUUUCAUUUUGUCACUUCCUUUGAUAGUUUUUCAAUAAAACAAACACAACAGAUAUGUUACA